GUGCUCACACGAACUUGGAACUCAACCAUUACUCACAUAAAUCUCUCUCUUUCUCUCUUUCUCUCCCUCUAUCUCUCAAUUCUUCAAAAUGCAGAAGCUCAAGCUGCUAUUAGUGUUGUUCAUCUCAGCAUGUCACACUGCUUUGUCCUUCAUAGAUGGUCCAUUGCCAAAUGGUGGCUUCGAGAAAGGGCCAAAACCAGUCCAAUUGAAAGGGUCAGUGGUGACCGGGAAGGAUGCAAUUCCGGAUUGGACAACUUCAGGGUUCGUCGAAUACAUAAAGUCAGGGCAACAACAAGGCGACAUGUUGCUAGUGGUGCCCGAGGGCAAAUACGCGGUUAGACUUGGCAACGAAGCUUCCAUUAAGCAGAAGGUGAAGUUGGCUAAGGGGUUGUUCUACUCGAUCACGUUCAGCGCGGCCCGCACAUGCGCGCAGGAGGAGAAGCUGAACGUGUCGGUGGUGCCAACCAAUGAGAAGAAGGAUUGGGGAAUCAUCCCCAUUCAAACAAUGUAUGGUAGCAAUGGUUGGGAAUCAUUUGCUUGUGGGUUUAGAGCAGAUUAUCCAGAAGGAGAAAUUGUGAUCCAUAACCCUGGUGUUGAAGAGGAUCCAGCUUGUGGCCCACUUAUUGAUUCUGUUGCCUUGAAGGUUUUGAACCCACCCAGAAGAACCAGAGACAAUUUGCUUAAAAAUGGGAACUUUGAAGAAGGUCCUUAUAUGUCUCCUCGUGAGUCUUGGGGGGUUUUGAUCCCACCCCACGCUGAGGACAGUCAUGGUCCUUUACCAGGAUGGAUAGUUGAGUCUCUGAAGGCUGUGAAGUAUGUUGAUUCUGACCACUUUGCUGUGCCUGAGGGAAAAAGAGCAAUUGAGCUUGUUGCAGGAAAAGAAAGUGCUAUUGCACAAGUUGUGAUCACUUACAUUGGCAAGGUUUAUGACCUCACAUUCUCUGUUGGUGAUGCCAACAAUGCAUGUGAAGGUUCCAUGGUGGUAGAAGCAUUUGCUGGUCAAGACACUGUCCAAGUUCCUUAUCAAUCUAAGGGCAAAGGAGGGUCUGUUACAGGGAAACUAAGGUUUAAGGCUGUGACAGAACGAACUCGCAUCAGGUUCCUAAGCACAUUUUACACCAUGAAGAAUGAUAACUCUGGUUCUCUUUGUGGACCUGUUAUUGAUGAUGUCAAAUUGCUCAGUGUUCGCUAUCCUAACAAACACCCUUGAUGAAGAGAUUGUGUAGCUAAAGUCAGAAUCAAUUCUGUGAAGAAGCUUUGGCGAGCAGCUUUUGGGUUUCAAGAUUGGUUUUGAGGGAAAAGAAGUUAAUACGAACAUGUUAUAAUGAAAUCAAAAUGUUGAGUAAUUAAUCUAUUUAGUUAAGCAUAUAUACUCUAGGGUAAUUCAUGUAAGAAUAGGAAGUGUUGUUGAGUGAGCUUAUGGAGUUUCAUUCAUGUAUUUAAUUUACAUUAUAAUAUAAAUCUGCUACACUUGUUUUCAUGUUUUCCAA
Molecule: messenger RNA, 1490 nt
Organism: Lotus japonicus
Lineage: Eukaryota; Viridiplantae; Streptophyta; Magnoliopsida; Fabales; Fabaceae
Product: protein DUF642 L-GALACTONO-1,4-LACTONE-RESPONSIVE GENE 2-like
Exons: 4
Coding region: 89-1210 (373 amino acids)
Source: RefSeq, a predicted model, not a curated record